AUGGACUCUGCUGAAAUCCUCUUCGCUGUGCUCAUCAUCGCAGUCGCGGUCGUCUCUCUGCUCUCCAACCUUCUGGUGCUGCUAUGUUUCGUCCACAGCACCGAGAUCCGUCGACAGGUGCCCGGUGUGUUCACCAUGAACCUGUCCUUCUGCAACAUCCUCAUCACCGUCCUGAACAUGCCGGCCACCUUGGUGGGGAUUAUCAGGGACCAGCAGCCGUUCGGGGAUUGCAUCUGCCACACGGUGAGCUUCUUGGAGACCUUCCUGACAGCCAACACUAUGCUGAGCAUGGCAGCUCUCAGCAUCGACAGGUGGAUAGCUGUGGUGUUCCCUCUGAGUUACUCCACCAAGAUGCGCUACAAGGACGCCUUGAUCAUGGUGUGCUACUCCUGGUUGCACUCCUUCACCUUCUCCCUGACGGCUCUGCUCUUCUCCUGGGUCAACUACAACCACGUGUAUGCGUCCUGCACCUUGCAACCGAGGGAGGAAGGUGGAGACAGGAUCAGGUUCGCGAUCUUCACCGUGGUGUUCCACGCCACCAGCUUCAUCCUCUCCCUGCUCAUCCUGUGCUUCACCUACUUGAAGGUGUUGAAAGUCGCCAGGUUUCACUGCAAAAGGAUUGAUGUUAUCACCAUGCAGACUCUUUUCCUACUGGUCGACAUUCACCCGAGCGUGAAACAAAGAUGUUUAGCGGAGCAAAAGAGGAGAAAGCAGAGAGCCACGAAGAAGAUCAGCAUCUUCAUCGGCUCAUUCAUCAUCUGCUUUGCUCCCUAUGUAAUAACAAGGUUGGCCGAGCUCAUACCCUUCGUGGACAUCAACCGCCACUGGGGAAUCAUCAGUAAGUGCCUCACAUACAGCAAGGCUGCGUCCGACCCCUUUGCCUACUCCCUCCUACGUCAGCAGUACAAGAAAGUCCUGGUUACCGUCGUCAACAGGCUGCUCCGCCGUGACCUGUACCCCUCAUCUGGCCAUAACAGCUCUUUGGACACAGAGAACGACUACUGUCUCCAGAGGAUCAGCUAA
Anoplopoma fimbria (sablefish) is the source of this 1023-nucleotide messenger RNA. Its product is annotated as G-protein coupled receptor 26-like. Gene Ontology annotation, molecular function: G protein-coupled receptor activity. The transcript is spliced from 3 exons. Gene Ontology annotation, biological process: adenylate cyclase-activating G protein-coupled receptor signaling pathway. Gene Ontology annotation, cellular component: membrane. Bases 1 to 1023 code for a protein of 340 amino acids. The record is from RefSeq and is a predicted model, not a curated record. NCBI's taxonomy places the organism in Eukaryota, Metazoa, Chordata, Actinopteri, Perciformes, Anoplopomatidae.